Messenger RNA from Solanum stenotomum, 1116 nucleotides. RefSeq lists its product as uncharacterized. Gene Ontology annotation, biological process: transmembrane transport. The transcript has a single exon. Lineage: Eukaryota; Viridiplantae; Streptophyta; Magnoliopsida; Solanales; Solanaceae. Bases 1 to 1116 code for a protein of 371 amino acids. Gene Ontology annotation, cellular component: plasma membrane. Gene Ontology annotation, molecular function: transmembrane transporter activity. The record is from RefSeq and is a predicted model, not a curated record.
AUGUUUUCGUUGAAGUGCUCUAUUACAUUAGGCCUAGCUAUGUGGCUAGGCCUGUUAUUCGACAAACAAAACGGUUUUUGGGCAGGGCUAACAGUAGCCAGUACUUUAGCACAAGGCAACUUAGCAACAUUUACUCUUGCUAAUGCUCAGGCACAAGGAAUUACAUUUGGAUCAGUCUAUGGAGUCUUAAGUUGUUCUGUUUUCCAAAAAAUCGAUAACUUAAGAUUCUUACCUCUUCUCGCUUGGAUCAUUUUCAGCAGUUUUCUAAAACAUAGCCGGAUUUAUGGUCCAACAGGAGGAAUUUCAGCGCUAUUAGGAGCCGUGAUGAUCUUAGGACGAAAAAACUAUGGCCCUCACAACGAAUUCGCCAUCAUAAGACUAACAGAAACUUUCAUUGGACUGUCUUGUUUCGUCAUGGUACAGUUUAUAAUGUACCCGAAACGAGCAGCCAAUCUUGCUAGGAAUCAACUGCAUUGCACUUUAUAUAUUCUCAAAGAGUGCAUGAACCAAAUAGUACAAAAAGAUCAUCAAGAAUUGCAAGAGUUAAUGAAAAAACAGAAGAAAUUAAAAUCCAAAAUCCUAGACUUGAAAAAAUUCUGUUUUAAUGCAGAGUUAGAGCCUGAUUUUUGGUUUCUUCCUUUUAAUGCAACAUGCUACAAGAAGCUCCAAGAUUCAUUGUCGAAAAUCGAUGAUUUAUUUUACUUCAUCGUCUACAAUAUCAACAAUGUAUCACAUGAUUUUCAAAACAGUGGUGUUGAUUACAAAGAGCUACAAAAAUGUAUGAAUGAUGAAUUGAAGAAAUUGAAGGAAAGUGUGAUUUCGUCGAUAAGUACAUUUCUUGAUAAGCCUAGUUUGAUCAAGUUGUUCCCAGAUGAUGAUCUUGAAGAGGGGAAAUUUAGUAAAAUAAAUGAUCAAAUAACAGAUAGAGGAAUAAGUUUUUGCUUUGAGAGAUCAAAAGAAGUGAUUGAUAGAAUAUUGAGUAGCCAAGGAAAAGAGGAACUAAAAGAAAAGUCAAUUAUUUCAUUGUAUGCUUUGGGAUAUUGUAUAAACAACAUGUUGAAAGAGAUCAAAGAUAUUAAAAUGGCUAUGAAGGAAUUGGCACAGUGGGAAAGGUAA